GUAGUAAGGAGAAGGAUGUCGGCUCCGGCGGCGGCGGCGCUGGAAGGGGGGGCGGGGGCGGCGGCGGCGCUGCGGGCGGUGGUGGCGCGGGUGCGGCAGGCGGCGGAGCGGUGCGGGCGGCAUCCGGAGCGGGUGAAGGUGGUGGCCGUCAGCAAGACGAAGCCGCCCGCCGUCGUCCGCCACGUCUACGACGCCGGCCACCGCUGCUUCGGCGAGAACUACGUCCAAGAACUCCUCGAAAAGGCCCCUCAGCUUCCUGCAGAUAUUGAGUGGCAUUUUAUCGGACACCUGCAAAGCAACAAAGUGAAAUCGCUUUUGGCUGGAGUACCAAAUCUUGACAUGGUUGAAAGUGUAGAUGAUGAGAAGAUUGCUAAUCAUCUUGAUCGCGCUGUAGCUAGCUUGGGAAGGAAACCUCUGAAGGUUUUGGUGCAAGUAAAUACCAGUGGAGAAGAAUCAAAAUCCGGUGUAGAUCCUUCGGGUUGUGUAGAACUUGCAAAGCAUGUGAAGAUGGGUUGUCCUAACCUUGUAUUUUCUGGCCUAAUGACAAUAGGAAUGCUCGACUACACGUCAACCCCUGAAAAUUUCAAGACUCUAGUUAACUGCCGGGAUGAGGUGUGCAAGGAGCUCGGAAUACCGGAAGAGCAAUGCGAGCUAUCUAUGGGCAUGUCCUCUGACUUUGAGCAAGCGAUUGAAAUGGGCAGUACGAUCGUGCGAAUCGGAUCUACCAUAUUUGGUGCGAGGGAAUAUCCAAACAAGAAUAAGAACUAGUUAUGGAGGCUCGGAUGACGACAAAUGCUGUUAUUAUUUAUGUUUAGAAGUGUGAUGAUAUGAUUACGGAUUUUUUUGAUAGAUCAUCCAUAGAAUAUUUAACUCUACUCUUGUUUGUACCCCGAACAAAGUGGAGGAAUAAGGGUUGCUAUGUGAUUAUGUAAUCUUUUGGUCCUCUAGAUGUAAAUUAGAAAGCACAGCUUAGAAGUUUAAAUGAAGUUUUUUAAGCUUGCCAGCAUAUUAAUUUUUUGGCUAUUAUUUUGUA
Molecule: messenger RNA, 1033 nt
Organism: Ananas comosus (pineapple)
Lineage: Eukaryota; Viridiplantae; Streptophyta; Magnoliopsida; Poales; Bromeliaceae
Product: proline synthase co-transcribed bacterial homolog protein-like
Exons: 7
Coding region: 16-768 (250 amino acids)
Cellular component (GO): intracellular anatomical structure
Molecular function (GO): pyridoxal phosphate binding
Source: RefSeq, a predicted model, not a curated record